Cheilinus undulatus (humphead wrasse) is the source of this 4435-nucleotide messenger RNA. RefSeq names its product sialic acid-binding Ig-like lectin 10. Bases 1629 to 3170 code for a protein of 513 amino acids. Lineage: Eukaryota; Metazoa; Chordata; Actinopteri; Labriformes; Labridae. The record is from RefSeq and is a predicted model, not a curated record. The transcript is spliced from 15 exons.
GUGAGCUGAGUGAGGAGAGGAAGAGAGACAAUGGAUUUCUGGAGGAAGGGUGAAAGAACAGGAGUGCAAAUACAGAAAACUGACCUGAAACUGAGAAGAAAAAAGGAGAAGUAGGAGAGCUUAAUCUGAGGAUGAGUUCAGCCCAGAUGAGAGCACAAAAAAGCUGUUUGUGAACCCGUUUUAUGAGACGAUGGUGUUCUCUUUUUUCUACGACUUUUUUGAAAAGACGAUUGAUUCAGUGGAAUGAGGCUGACUGAAACAUCUAUUCAGGAUGUUUGUUCUCAUCUGGUUAACUCUGCUGUUCUCUGUUGGAAGCAGCCCUGCAGACACAGGUGCAUCACUGAUAAGAAGUACAUCAUGCCAAGAUAACUUUUGCAUCACUUUAACUGAGAGAAACAUAACAGCAGAGGCUGGACUCUGUGUUUUAAUACCGUGUUCUUUCACAACCAGUCCUGCCUUUACUCCCCAUGCCAUGGUUUGGUUCAAAUGUGAAACACAACACGAAAAAUACUGUAAGGAUUCAGACAUGAUUUUCAGCACCAACAGAGAUGUAAAGUCUGGGUUCAGAGGUAGAGUGUCAGUGUUGGAGCCUGAUGUGAGUAAGAAGAGCUGCAGCAUCAUCAUCAACGACCUGAUGGCAUCUGACUCUGGAUCUUAUCAGUUUAGAGUUAUUAGUAAGGACUUCCUUUGGAUACUCGGAGAUGGAUUUUCAUUUCUCUCAAAAGCAACUGUUGCUGUUCAAGAUCUGACCCAGAAGCCCACAGUGAUGGUUCCUCCUCUGAUAGAGGGACAGCAGACCACAGUGAGCUGCACUGCUCCUGGUCUCUGCUCCGGAUCUGCUCCUGAGAUCACCUGGAUGUGGAGCAGAGGAGGAGGAGACAAUGAUUCCCACAUCACAAGAAACAUAACUGAUUUCAAGACUGAGCGUUUGGAUGCUGUAUCACAAAGGCACAGCUCGAUGAUGACCUUUGACCCUUCAUUGUCCUGACACCACCAAACUGAGCUCACCUGUAGGGUCAGCUUUAGGAACAACAUCACAACAGAGGAGACAGUGACUCUGAAAGUCAGCUUGUAUCCAAAGAUCCUAAACCGCUCUAAAUGUGAGGUCCAGUUGGGGGUCCUGACCUGUUUGUGUGUCAAUGAGGGGUUUCCUUCACCUAGCAUCAAAUGGCCGCUGUUGGAGAACCACACCCAAUACUCUGUCACUAACACUGUCACAAACAACACAUCCAUCAGCAGGCUUUCCCUGACUGUGAAGGACCACAGUGACAGUGUGAUCAAGUGUGUCAGCAGAAAUGGAGUAGGGGAAGUGAACCAGAGCCUCAUUGUGUUAACAUCAGAGAGGUCUGAAGGUACAGAUCCACACAGACUUGGUUUACUGCUUCCCUGGGUUGUGGCUGCUGUGUCUCUCAUUGUGAAUGUCAUCCUCAUAAUCAGUCUGAUCCUCCUGUGGAACAAAAUAAAACAAAUGAAACCAAAACAAGUGAAACCAAACCAGGAGGACAACAUAUACGUGUCACUGCAGAGAAAUGUCCUGUCACCAGAGUACGACGUGAUCUGUCGACCUCUGAACCAACAUGAAUUAGAUAAAAAAUCUUCCUGUGGAUGGAGACACUGACCACCUCAGGAUGUUUGCCCUCAUCUUGACUACCGUGCUUUUCUCUGUCAGAGUCACCAGAGCAUACACAGGUGCAUUAGAGAGACGAAGUACAUGCCAAACUAGUGACUUCUGUAUCAAUCUGAGUAAAGAAACCGUGACAGCAGAGGCUGGACUCUGUGUUGUGAUACCGUGUUCUGUUAAUACCAGUUCUUCCUUUAAGACCAAACAUAUUAUUUGGUAUAAAUGUGAAUCAGCUACAAGAAAAUGUGGUGUCUCAGAUGUGAUACUCAAUAAUACUGAGCCUGGAAUAGAAGUUAAGUCUGGGUACGAAGGUAGAGUGUCACUGUUGGAGCCUGAUGUGACCAAGAAGGACUGCAGCAUCAUCAUCAACCACCUGACUGAGUCAGACUCUGGAUUUUAUCAGUUUAGAGUUGAGGGGACCAUGACUGGUGGAAAAAAAGGUGGAUUUACAUUCCAUCACAAAACCCAUGUGGCUGUCAAAGCUCUGACCCAGAAGCCCUCAGUGACGGUUCCUCCUCUGACAGAGGGACAGCAGUCCACACUGAUCUGCACCGCUCCUGGUCUCUGCUCUGGAUCUGCUCCUGAGAUCACCUGGAGGAUUGGACGAGGAGAGAAGAACUCCCACAUCACAGGAAACAUCACUGCUUUCACUGAGACUGGGACUGCUGUCACAAAGAGAUACAAGUCAACUUUGAGUUUUACACCCUCUGCAGAGCAUCAUGGCACUGAUGUCACCUGUAAAGUCAUCUUCAAAAACAACAUCACAACAGAGAAGACAGAGACUCUGAGUGUGGCCUAUGUCAAGACCCUCAUCAUCACUGGAAAGAGAGCUGUUCAAGAGGGUGGUGGCCUAAAUCUGGCCUGCAGUGUUGACAGUUUCCCUCCAUCUGUUAUCACAUGGACCAAAGAGGGCUCAAAUAAAAUCCUGAGCCGUGGCACUGGAACUGCAAACCUCUCCAUCACCAGCAUGUCAGCAGAACAUUAUGGAAAAUACAUCUGUACAGCAUCACACCAGAUCUCUACUCUGACAGCAGAGACUGAAGUGAUUCUGGCUUUUUCACCAAAGAUCUUUAACAGCUCGACGUGUGUGCUUCAGUCAAAGAAGCUGACCUGUGUGUGCAUCAGUGAGGGGUUUCCUUUACCAACCAUCAGAUGGCCGCUGGUGAAGAACCACCCCAAGUACUGGGGCAAGACUAGCCAGUCCAACAACACAGUCAACGUCAGCAUUACUGUGACUCUAAAAGAUCACAACUACACCACUUUUGAAUGCAUCAGCAGCAAUGACAUUGGAAAAGUAAAAAAGAACAUGACAGUCAUCAUUAACAAUUCAUCAAAUAAAGAAGCAGAGUCGGGUGGACUACAUGAACUUCUUCCCUGGGUUGUGGCUGCUGUGUCUCUCAUCGUGAAUCUGGUCUUAGUAAUCAGCCUGAUCCUCCUGUGGAAUAAAAGAGAAAAUGUGAAACCAAACCAGGAGGAUAAAACUUACAUGUCACUGCAGAAAACAGACCCAUCAGGAGAGUACGAUGUGAUCUGUCAACGUGUGAACUAACAGCAGUCAGCCUCCACUGUGCAAAGUGGGAGACGGUGGUUGGACAGUGCGACUGAUAAGUGAAGUCUUAUUUUCUACUUGUUUACGGUAAUAUUAUUCUAACAUUUCUAAGUUCUCUUCAAAACAGCACAUUCUUUAUUACACAGCUUUAUCAGUUUCAGCUUACAACAAAUCCACCUUUAUUGGAGUAGUUUAAGGUCACCUAGGCUAUUUUGUUUUACUGUAAGUUUGUCACAUUUGUUGACCAGACCCUACAUACUUACCGAUGUAGUCAUAGUCAGCUAUUUUAGCCGUGGUUUUGAUGCUGUGGUUCUAGACUCAAUGAUAGACUACGUGAUCUUAUUUAUUAGUGCUCCCUCUCAUGCACAUCAUAAAAGGAUCAGACAACAGCUAAUAGGAAAGAAAAGUAAGCUGACAUGUACAAGUCUUAGUGUGACCUGCAGAGGUUCACAAAUCUGGGACAAGUUUGAAAGCACAGUAGAAAUGCCAUCAUCUUCUGAUCCUUUCUUGAUAGCUUCCCAUAUGAAAAAUAUUGUCCAAUUAUUUUAGAUUGCUAUUUUCUUAGUGCCAUUGUCUACAGGUAAUGUAUUAGUGUCACAUUUAGGAUCUUAAGAAUGAUUUUUAGGGUGUUUUAGAGUCAUGAGUUAAUGUUAGGAUUGCUGGUUGUAUUACAUUUGUAAUAAAUUAUUGUGUAUUAUUAUUAUCUAUGUUAUUUGUAAAUUGUAUUAUCAUGUAUGGGCCUCACUCUAUGAACUAGUUAUAGCUAAAGCUUCACCAACUAUCACAAUGGAUUAUAUUGCAUUUUUAUUGGUUUAUGAAUGAACUGAUUGAUUGAUUGAUUGAUUGAUUUCUUAACCAGUACAGACAUACUUAACUGGAUUUUCCAGUCAGCUUGUAUUUUACAACCAAAUCAAAACAAAAUUGCAGUAAACAGUUAAAUGUUUGACAUUGUUUCUGUUUUUAAUCUAUAACAAAAAUAGUUGUAUUCCUGUUUUUAACAACAAAGAACAUUUAAAUUUGUAUUUUAGUGUCUCCAUUAAUUGAUUUGUCAAGUAUCCCACAAAAAAGAAAGUCAGUUUACUGACAGAAUAAUAAUGAUUAAUCUUGGAAUUUCUGUAACUCUUUAUGAUCAAUCACAACUUUUUAAGAUUUUUUUUUUUUUUUUAAAUUUCCAACUGUUUUUGUGUCAGUUUGUUUAUGGAUUGAAAAUGAAAUUUUAUGCAAUUGAUAGUCAAUGAACAGAUUUAACAGCUGAAGUGGCUUAU